This is a messenger RNA of Magnolia sinica, 4067 nucleotides long. RefSeq names its product phospholipid-transporting ATPase 1. NCBI's taxonomy places the organism in Eukaryota, Viridiplantae, Streptophyta, Magnoliopsida, Magnoliales, Magnoliaceae. Gene Ontology annotation, cellular component: plasma membrane. The transcript is spliced from 7 exons. The coding region runs from base 137 to 3883 and encodes 1248 amino acids. Gene Ontology annotation, molecular function: ATP hydrolysis activity; ATP binding; ATPase-coupled intramembrane lipid carrier activity. The record is from RefSeq and is a predicted model, not a curated record. Gene Ontology annotation, biological process: phospholipid translocation.
UCUCUCUCUCUCUCCCUCCCUUUCUCUCUCUGUCUCUGUCUCUAAUCUGCACCUCUUGCAUCAGAUCCAGAAUUCGUGGCUGCAACUGUAACAUUUCUCUAUCCAAAAUGAUUUCCAGCUCUCUGGGCCGUUGAUCAUGGCUCACCACCGGCCCCUCCUUGAUCCUUCCCCUCGAACACCCCCCUCCGAUCCCUCUCCCUUCCCUUUCUCUCACACAACCACCUCCAUAAUGACUACCCCUCCUUCCACGCAAAAUUACGCUUCUGCCCCUCCUACUUCUUCUGCCUCCCUCCCUUACUCCUCCUCCUCCCGCCGUGCCGCUUCCGGCCGAUCAAAGCCACAGUCCGGCCGCGUCACGAUCGGCGGCUCCGACUCCUCCGGCCAUGCAUCAGCCAAUUUGGGGAACUCCGCUUCCGGCUUCUCCAUCGAGAGCCUUGGGCCUGGCGUUGGCCCCGGAAUCUCCUCGUCGACGCGCCGGCGUUACGGCUCGCGGGGCGCCGAGUCCGAUGGCUACGGCUCGUCCCAGCGCGAGAUCAGCGAUGAGGAUGCUCGCCUCGUGUACAUCAAUGAACCUGUGCGGACGAAUGAGAAGUUCGAAUUCGCUGGGAAUUCGAUCAGGACUAGUAAGUACUCUGUUCUCACGUUCAUCCCCCGCAACCUGUUCGAGCAGUUCCACCGCGUCGCCUACAUCUACUUCCUCAUCAUCGCUAUCUUAAAUCAGCUCCCGCAGCUGGCUGUCUUCGGCCGCACAGCUUCGAUCCUGCCGCUGGCCUUCGUCCUACUUGUGACUGCAGUGAAGGAUGCUUAUGAGGACUGGCGGCGGCACCGCUCGGAUAGGAUCGAGAACAACCGGAUGGCAUCCAUCCUGUCGGAUGGUCAGUUCACAGCCAAGCGAUGGAAGGAUAUUCGGGUUGGUGAGAUUCUUAAAAUUGAAGCAGACCAGACUCUCCCCUGUGACAUGGUCUUGCUGUCGACGAGUGACCCCACUGGCGUGGCCUACAUUCAGACGAUCAAUCUCGAUGGCGAGUCGAAUUUGAAGACCCGCUAUGCAAAGCAAGAGACCCUUUCGAGGAUGCCUGAGAAAGAGGGGAUGAACGGUCUGAUACGGUGCGAGCGGCCCAACCGGAACAUAUAUGGGUUCAUGGCUAAUAUGGAUAUCGAGGGGAAGCGGGUCUCCCUGGGACCGUCAAAUAUCGUGCUCCGUGGGUGCGAGCUCAAGAACACCAAGUGGGCGGUGGGUGUAGUGGUGUACGCCGGUAGGGACACUAAGGUGAUGUUGAACAGCUCAGGCGCCCCAUCAAAGAGGAGCCGAUUGGAGACACGUAUGAACUACGAAAUCAUACUCCUUUCGGUGUUCCUCAUCACCUUGUGCACAGUGGUCGCCAUGUUGCAUGGGAUAUGGCUGCGGACCCACCUGGAUGAGCUGAAUUUCACACUGUUCUACCGGAAGAAGGACUACUCGGGGGAUGAAGAAGAAAACUACAAGUACUACGGGAUUGGGAUGGAGGUAUUCUUUGCCUUCUUGAUGUCGGUGAUAGUGUUCCAGAUCAUGAUCCCGAUCUCUCUCUACAUUUCGAUGGAAUUGGUGCGGCUCGGGCAGGCCUACUUCAUGAUCCGGGACGCCCACCUGUAUGACGAGGCAUCGAAUUUACGGUUCCAAUGCAGGGCUUUGAACAUAAAUGAGGAUCUCGGGCAGGUAAAGUACGUGUUCUCGGACAAGACGGGAACGCUGACGGAGAACAAAAUGGAGUUCCAGUGUGCGAGUGUGAGAGGAGUGGAUUACAGCGGCGAGAAAGAUGGUUCAAAUGGCGAGCGAGAUGGUUCUUCUGUCGUAGUUGAUGGGCAAGUUUGGAAGCCGAAGAUGAAGGUGAAGACUGACCCUAUGCUCCUUCGACUGUUGAGAAGUGGCACGGAAAUGGAGGAAGGCAAGCAUGCUCGUGAUUUCUUCCUUGCACUUGCUGCUUGCAAUACCAUCGUGCCCAUAAUCGUGGAGACACCAGACCCAAUGCAGAAGUUGAUAGAUUAUCAAGGUGAGUCGCCUGAUGAGCAGGCGUUGGCUUAUGCCGCCGCCGCAUAUGGGUUUGUGCUCGUCGAACGAACUUCAGGGCACAUAGUCAUUGACGUGCAGGGCGACCGGCAAAGGUUCAACGUUCUAGGCAUGCAUGAGUUUGAUAGCGAUCGCAAGAGGAUGUCAGUUAUAGUUGGCUGUCCCGACAAGACCGUGAAAGUUUUUGUCAAAGGUGCAGAUAGUUCAAUGUUCGGUGUCAUUGAUAGAUCCUUAAAUUCUGACAUAAUUCGUGGGACGGAGGGCCAUCUGCAUGCCUACUCAUCUAUGGGUCUACGGACAUUGGUUGUUGGGAUGCGGGAACUAAGCACGUCAGAGUUUGAGCAAUGGCAGUCGGCCUACGAGAAAGCAAACAGUGCAUUGAUGGGAAGGGCAGGCUUACUGCGAGCAGUUGCAGUCGGAGUUGAAAGAAAUCUCAGCAUACUGGGAGCCUCCGGCAUUGAAGAUAAGCUGCAGCAAGGGGUACCUGAAGCCAUAGAGUCUCUUAGGCAAGCGGGGAUUAAAGUGUGGGUUUUGACCGGGGAUAAGCAAGAAACUGCCAUUUCCAUUGGUUACUCUUGUAAGCUCCUAACAAAUGAUAUGACCCAGAUUGUAAUAAAUAUCAAUUCCAGAGAAUCCUGUAAAAAGAGUCUCGAAGAUGCAAAGGCCAUGUCCAAGAAGAUCACAGCAAUAUCUGCCGCUGCACAAAAUAGUGAGGGAGGCGCGGGGUCUGGUAGAGUUCCACUUGCUCUGAUCAUCGACGGAACCAGCCUGGUUUACAUUCUUGAAACCGAAUUUGAAGAAGAGCUGUUCGAAUUAGCAACAGCAUGUAGUGUGGUGCUGUGUUGCCGUGUGGCUCCAUUGCAAAAAGCUGGAAUUGUUGCACUUAUAAAGAACAGAACAGAAGACAUGACUCUUGCCAUUGGAGAUGGUGCAAAUGAUGUUUCUAUGAUCCAAAUGGCUGAUGUCGGCAUUGGCAUCAGUGGUCAAGAGGGCCGGCAAGCUGUAAUGGCCUCUGAUUUCGCCAUGGGGCAGUUCAGAUUCUUAGUGCCACUAUUAUUGGUACAUGGUCAUUGGAAUUACCACCGUAUGGGCUACAUGAUACUUUACAACUUCUACAGGAACGCCGUGUUUGUGUUCAUACUUUUCUGGUAUGUGCUUUACACAGCAUUUAGUUUGACAACAGCGAUCACAGAAUGGAGUAGUGUAUUAUACUCCGUGAUCUACACUUCCUUGCCAACAAUCAUCGUCGGGAUUCUAGACAAGGACUUGAGUAGGAGAACUCUGCUCAAGUAUCCUCAACUAUAUGGGGCUGGCCAUAGAAAGGAAUGCUACAACCCGAAGCUAUUUUGGCUGACCAUGAUAGAUACAGUGUGGCAAAGCUUGGUUAUUUUCUACAUCCCUUUCUUUGCAUAUAAGCAUAGUACCAUCUCUGGGUCGAGUAUUGGAGAUCUGUGGACUCUCGCGGUGGUGAUUCUGGUUAACAUUCAUUUGGCCAUGGAUGUAAUCCGGUGGACAUGGAUUACACAUGCGGUUAUAUGGGGCUCCAUAGUUGCAACGUUCAUUUGUGUCAUCGUAAUUGAUGUCAUACCUGAUUUACCUGGUUACUGGGCCAUCUUCGAAAUUGCUUCGACGGGAUUGUUUUGGGCUUGUUUACUUGCCAUUCUUGUAAUGGCGAUGGUCCCACGAUUUGUAAUUAAGGUUUUCAAUCAGUAUGUAAGGCCGGGUGAUAUUCAGAUUGCCAGAGAAGCCGAGAAGUUCGGCAAUUCAAGAGAAAAUUCAGGUGUAGAAAUAGAAAUGAAUCCAAUACCCACCCCUCCACGGGAGACAACACAGUGAUUUUGUUUUAUUUUUUUGGCUUUUAUUUUGUGUGUAUAAUAGCUUAUUCUUUGAGCUGCGUCGGUUAUGUUGUCGGAUGCGGGCUUUGUUUCUAUCCAAAUGGAUAGAUUUGUAACGUUUGCAGAUAUGUAUUUGGAUAAAUUGUUUAAUUAUUAUUACAUUUCAAAGGUCAAUUUGCAUCAUA